Molecule: messenger RNA, 2196 nt
Organism: Temnothorax curvispinosus
Lineage: Eukaryota; Metazoa; Arthropoda; Insecta; Hymenoptera; Formicidae
Exons: 3
Coding region: 385-1038 (217 amino acids)
Source: RefSeq, a predicted model, not a curated record
UACUCGAGGUAGGAACACGAGCAGUUCACUGCUGGCUAACCGGUCGGAGAGAAGUCUCGGCGAAGCCGAGUCGUCCGCGCGGCGCGCCUCGCCGUGAGAGUACAUGAGAGAAAGAGUGGAAAAGCGUGUUCGUUCGCUUUUCGAACGAAAAACCGUGCCCUUUUUCUUUCUUUUCUUUUUUCGCUUUUUUUUACUUCCGCGUUUGUCGCGUGUGUACGAUAAAUAACGUCGCGCGAAUUUCGCUCGCACGUUAGCUCCGCAAGCAACGAUCGCGUACACGCGUGAACGUCAACGUGGUGCACGGAUCAGCUCAGCCGAGCGGUUCAACAAGUCGAUUGAACGGAGCAUAUCGGGUGCUGCUCAGAGAUCUCACUCCGAUACAGGAUGAUCGUUCUCGCGUGGUGCCUCUUCGUCAUCGUCUCGUUCCUCGUGGCGAGCAACCAGGCCUUCCUCAAUGCUCCCAUACCAGCUCACUCGGUGUCGAGUUACAGCAUCGGUGCUGAGAGACGAAUGGAGAGCAAUAAAGCGACUCAGGGCGCAAACGACAAUCGUCAAUCGGUCGACUCGAAAUCCAACGACAACGACGACGACGUCGACGGCGGCGGGACGGUCUACGUGAUUGCAUUCGAGGGGAAGGAGGAGAGCGCGGAGAAAGAAAGAGACACGGAAGAGAGCGGUCCCCAUUUUGUUGUAGUCAACGGCAGCGACCUGCAGAACCCGUUGGAUCCGUGGUCGAUAGUCUGGUACAUCGGCUCGUUCGGCGGCUUGGUGGCGUUCUUCCUCAUCGUCAGCUGCUCCGAAUGGUGUUGCCGACGAGGCAGUCGACCUAUGACGGUGCCCUACGCACAACGUGCCGAUGCAAUAAACACAACCGGAAUUACAGAGACCCCGCCGCCGCCUUAUCACUUGUUCGCUCCGCCUUCUUACGAUUCCGUCAACUACGGCGAGAUCGUCGACAAGACGUCCGGCGAGAAGUUGGACAUCUACGUGAUCUCGGUGCCGAUCCACAGGCCACAGGUGGUGCAGGCGCCAGCGUAGAAGGCCUUGAAAAGGCGUCCUCUUGGCGAGGAUCACAGUGCCCGAUUCAACACUAAUGACAGUCGAUGGUCGAUCGCGGAGAAGCAGUGUCGCGAUCCCUUCAUCAAAAUCGUCGAUAAGUUCGACGUUGAAGAGGACUGCUCGAGAGAUCGAGAGAAGCGCAGUUGAACACCGUCAUUGCAAUUGUUCGAGUAUAGUGACAGAAGUGACUACGUGUGUGUUUUCGUUGUAGCUGAAAAAUUAACUCACUUUUGAUGCUGUUGACAGCAUUCAUCAAGGCAUUGAUGUCAUUCCGAAUCAAAUAAAUUUCCCGUAUUUCUGUUGAAAUUCUGAUGUUUUUCUUGGAAGGAAUUCUGAGAAGGAAUUGUACGAGAAAUCGUCAUCCUACUCGUUGAUCUCAAGAAAGAUUACGACUAUAGAGAAGAUUACUUCGAUCGGCGCUUCAAUAUAAUUCUAGGUAGAAUUUAAUUUUGUUAUUCCGGGAAAUUCAAUCAAUUUUUCGCAUUCUCACAUGAGAUUCCAGAUUUUGGAAAAAUUAUUACAACAGUUUCCUGGAAUCAACGAGAGGAAAGAACGACGACUAACGAUAUUAAAAAGAUCUUAGUCAAUUAUACUUGUGCGGAAGACUUUAUUGCAGGAGUAAUAAAUUGAGAUGUGACACUUAUAGAUGAUAUAUUUAGGUAUAUGAUCAAAUUCGAAGACUCGAACAUUCUCCACAGACAAGUUAUAAAAAGUUAACGAAAAGAAGAUGGAACGGGUCUUACGAGAAAAGACACGUUUCUUGAAUUCCUUGAGCUGAUGAAUAAUAUGAACUUCAGAAUAUGUUACAUAAUUGCAGAGCGAUAAUUAAUUUAGUCGGCCUGCGGAAAGUGGCGAAUCGAAUCGUGCGGUGAAAAUGUAAUCGUCAAUGCGUUUGCGAGAAUGUUGAUCGUCUCGCAUGCACGGUGUUAAGAGAUGUAGUUUGAUAGGCAAAUUAACGGUAGAACACACAACAUUUCAGGAUAUACAUAUAUACAUAUGUAUAAAUGGAAUAAAAACGAUUCAGUCAGUCACUGCCAUUCCGAGACGGAAUAACCACGGUUUAGUUUUUAAAUUCAGAUUUUUAAAUAUUAUCGACGUUUCUUUUUUUAUAUAUACUUUAAAAAUAACUGCGUCUUU